UGCCACCAUUGGUUGGUAGCUAAGCUGAGCCAAGAACAGACCUCCCAAGCAGCGUUACCACUCUCACCUACCAGCCACAGCCUCUUCCCACCGCCCCCCAAUUCCAGCGAGCAGCUCGGCCAGCCAAAGCCAACCCAUGGCGCACUCCCUCGCCGCCGUCUCCUCCUUCUCGCCGUCCGCCGUGCGCCGGCGGCUCUCCAGCCAGGUGAUUAAUGUAAUUUCGUGUCAGAGCUUGGUUUCCUUCAGCAGCCAGAGGAUGAGCUUUGUGUCGAUUCGUUCAGUUCCAAGUCCGCUUCGGUUUAAGAUUUGCUGCUCGGCUAAGCAAGAGACGCAGGCCAAGAAAGAGACAGUCGACAAGGUUUGUGCGAUAGUCAAGAAGCAGCUGGCAGUCCCUGAUGGCACUGCUGUGACAGCAGACUCAAAAUUCUCUGAGCUCGGUGCUGACUCACUCGAUACGGUUGAGAUUGUGAUGGGCCUUGAGGAAGAAUUCAACAUCACCGUCGACGAAACAAGCGCGCAGGACAUUGCGACCGUGCAGGAUGCAGCGAACCUCAUCGAGAAGCUCGUGGCAGAGAAAACUGCGUAGGCACCUUGAUUCGAUGGCCCCUUUAGAAAGGAAAAGAUGCUUCCUGGAUCUGCGGACUUGUGAUUUUUCAAUGCAUCUGGGGCGAAAAAACAUUCUGUGUCCAAGAUUGCAUUCAGGCCAUGUUGUAUGUUCAUUUACCCAUUUGUUCUUUCUUCAUCCUCCCAUGAUUUUGUGUUGUUGUUUCUGUUGCUAAGAUUAAUUGUCCAGAGGCUUCAUGGAGCAAGUUAGGACCAUGUCUUGGACCUCGAAUUUAUAUGUGACGAGUACUAUAGAGAAAAUAAUGAACCUACAGUGAGUCGCUUCUGGGUUUUCAGAUUUC
Molecule: messenger RNA, 905 nt
Organism: Brachypodium distachyon (stiff brome)
Lineage: Eukaryota; Viridiplantae; Streptophyta; Magnoliopsida; Poales; Poaceae
Product: acyl carrier protein 1, chloroplastic
Exons: 4
Coding region: 137-586 (149 amino acids)
Biological process (GO): fatty acid biosynthetic process
Molecular function (GO): acyl carrier activity; phosphopantetheine binding
Source: RefSeq, a predicted model, not a curated record